Molecule: messenger RNA, 1821 nt
Organism: Notothenia coriiceps (black rockcod)
Lineage: Eukaryota; Metazoa; Chordata; Actinopteri; Perciformes; Nototheniidae
Gene: cemip2
Product: cell migration inducing hyaluronidase 2
Exons: 8
Coding region: 211-1821 (536 amino acids)
Source: RefSeq, a predicted model, not a curated record
GACAGAGGGGCUGAGCGACGGACGGACGACAGCCCAUCAGCAGAAAAAACACCAUGUGAAGAGACACUAUAAAGAAAGGGACAAGGAAAGAAGACUUGAGAACUUAUUUGUCUCUCCACCACCGGGUCAGCGUUUCUAAAGGCUCGGCAGAGAGCGAAUGGACAGAGCGGGAGAGGAGCAGUCUCACCCACGGUAGCAGACACGGAUACCAUGCCGACGAGCGAUGGCCCCAGCCGCUUCCCGGUCUUUGUGGCCCCGCCCAAUGGAAACCCCCCGAGGCCCCCGGGUUAUGUCCCCGUUCGGGUGGCUCCAGUGCGCUCGCCACAUCCUGCCAAAGCUCCCCCACCUCCACCGAUGAAACCUCUCGGCCCCCCGCCAGAGAGACGAGCCACGUUCAACCUGUCAGAGGAGAACCAGCGCAGGGAGCGUGACCAGAACCUCCAGAAGAAAAAAAACAGCUUAAUCUGCUUCGGAGUGUCCAUCGGGGCUUUCUUCCUCACCCUCAUUCUUGUUCUCAGUCUCUCAAGUGGAGACAUUUUAGAUGAAAACUGUCCGGACCACGACCUGUCCCUCAGCAGCUGGAGCCCAGGCCACCAACCAGAGAAGGCUGUUAUCGUCAGGAGUGGGCAUCUGUUUAGGCUGGAGUCUUCUGCCACCUUCCAUUCAAUAACCAUCCAGUCAGGAGGUAAGGUCGUUUUUGCAGACAACGCUGACGGCUCCAAAAACAUCACCCUGAGGACCCGCCACAUCCUCAUAGAAGACGGUGGAGCCCUUCACAUCGGGGCUCCCAAAUGUCGCUACCGUUCCCGCGCCACAGUUGCCCUGGUGGGUCGCUCCGACGACAAGGCGGUCGCUGCAGUGCCCGGCAUGGGCCGCAAGUUCAUAGGUGUGAUGGGCGGUGGGACUCUGGAGCUUCACGGUGCUGAGAGGGUGUCCUGGUCUCUGCUGACCCGAAGUGUCCCGGCCUCCGGUCUGAACACGGGGGGUUACUCCUUCCUGCGAAACUUCAGCAGAGGCAUCAACCUGCGCGUGGUGGACCAGGACACGGCUGCUGUGCUGCUGUGCGAACGCUACGACACGCACGACUCCCGAAAUGACAGCCGGCGGCUCACCCAGUUGCUGCGGACCCUCCCCGAGGGCCGCAUCGUCACGCUGGCUGUGGGAGACUCGGCUGUCAAAAGUCUUCUGGACGAAACUAAGAAGGCCAUUGAAGAGAAGCUCGGCAGCAGCUUCGUCUACGAUCUCAAAUACAGGCAGGCGUGGGCUCUGGUCUCGGUGGUGGGUGGAGGAAACGCUUCAUGCUCAGAGGACGUCAAGGAACAUGAAAACCACAACACAGGAGGAAGAGCUCUGGCAAGGCGCAACUUCACCACCGUCGAUGGAGUUGACUUCUCCGUCACCGCCUACAGCGAGUGGAAGACCGGCUUCCCCAUCACAGGCUUCCAGGUGGAUGCUGUGGACCAGGUGCUGCUGAACCUGCAGGAUGAAGUGCAGCAGACCUGGCAACCCGGGGAUCAGAUUGUAGUUGCCAGCACAGACUACUCCAUGCAUCAGGCGGAAGAGUUUACCUUGUUGCCCUGCUCUCACUGCAGCAGCAGGCAGGUCAGGAUACAAGGGAAGCCUCUGUAUAACCACGUUGGAGAGAUCUUAGACGGGGUCGACAUGCGAGCCGAAGUGGGUUUGCUCUCCAGAAACAUUCUCAUCUACGGGGAAAUGGAAAGCUCGUGCUACGGAAACAACGCGUGCCAGUUCUUCAGCCACGACACCUACGGAGGCCAUAUAAAGGCCAAGUAUCUGCACUUCUCUACUCCCAGAUCUUAA